ACAACAUUAAUGAAAGGUUCAACUGAACCUGAGUUGGUCAGUCUGUGGAACUUUACUUUUAGCUGCUACAUGUCUAUAGGAACGGAAUGACAGUAAUGACUAUCACGAGGGUCUCUGGAAGUGCCUGUCUUAGCCCACAUUAUUCCAAAAUGAAGUAACACCGGAGGCAAUCUGCUUUUUAUCAGCCGUUGGAGUCUUAAUUGUCCUGCUAGCUGUUCUUUUCCUCAUCAUCAACAAAAAGCUCUGUUUUGAAAACAUUGGGGACCUUCCAUGUUUGGACCAAAGAGGCAAAAAACAGCAACCCCCUAAAGAGAAAUCAGGGGUUCUGCAAAGCCUUGCCCAUAGAAAUAUAACUGUGGCGUGCUGGCAAAAUUGAAAUCCUGGUGUGUCCUCCAUCAGCUGAAACUGGUCAUGGUCAAACCCAUGGCUUCUCAGAGUUUCUUCCAGCCAGUCUCUUCAUGGAUAUCUCGCAUGUGUGAAGCUGUUAGUCUUGCAGGUGAUUCAAUAUCUGGUUCUCUCAACAACUUAAACAAAGCUCAGCCCAGUGUGGAUAGCAACCAAGACUCCCAAGAAUACCAAGAGCAAUUUGAGUAUGACAUUGAAGAGUUCCCUGAAGAGAAGGAAUGUUUAUCUGACAAUGAUUUUAAGAGUGUGGAUAACGUGGCCACAUCUGAACACAUUGAAAAUAAUGAUCAAUCUGAUAACACUGAAUUGUCAGAAGGCACUGCAAAAAGUUCAUUAGCUGAUACAUCGACGGUGUUCCGAUCAGGCACAGCUGUCGAUGAGGAUGAUGGGGCACUGGAAACUCUUUCCUCAAUUACCGAAGAAGACGAAGGGGACUUAGACAACCAAAUUAGAACUCUUUUGAGGGACCUUGACAGUCCAACUUUUAGCGCUGUAGGAAUAACUAAUGUGAACAGUUAUGGUGAAGAUGAAGAUCUAACCUCCUCCUCAGACAGUGAUGAAGAAGUAUUUAAGCAGUUUCAGAUCUCUGUAUCGCGGUCACAGAGCUUCCGUUCAACAGUCUCUGAAAAGGCAACGCAAGCGGGUUCAGAAAAUAGGCAAAAAUUCAGCCGCUUGCUCUCAAAUCACGAGGAGCUAAGCUCAGAAGCGUCUGAGUGUGAAGAUUUGGAUGUUCUCAGUUAUCAGUCAAAUGAAGAAGAUGGCCAUGUAUCAUAUCACUCAAGGCAAGAAUUAGCUGCCGUAGAACCUCAGAAUGCCACCGGUCAGGAAGCAGAUCCCGGGCCUGGCGUGGAAGAUGAAGAUGCCACAGACAACUCAUCUGUGUGCAGUCCAGAGGACCAGGUUGAUGGUACUCUUCCACCUCCAAUCCCUUAUGUACCAAUUUGUAAAUCCGGUGAUCUUGAUGUCACACUAGAGUACAAACCUUCCAGCCAAAAGCUGGUUGUUACAGUUCUGGAAGCAAAGGAUAUUCCAGAUAAGGAACGGAGUGGUGUGGAUUCAUGGCAAGUUCAUGUUGUCGUUCUGCCAAGCAAAAAGCAAAGAGGCAAAACCACUACCCAGAAAGGAUCACUGCCUGUCUUCAACGAGACCUUCACAUUCAACAAACUUGUGCCAGAGGAGAUGCCAAACAGUGCCCUUAGGUUCCGCUUGUAUGCUGUGCACAAAAUGAACCGUGUAAAAAUGAUGGGAGAGAAAUUGUGUCCCUUAAGGAACAUUAGACCAGAUACUGAAAAUAGCCUGACUCUGGUAUUGGAGCCAAGGAGCAACCUGACUAGUGGAGAUUCCCUGUUAAGUUUUACUCCAGUCUCUCACAGUGAGAGUGAUUCAUCCACACAGUCGUUGUCUCAUGGUGGGGUGCCUGAAUUGCUGGUGGGAUUGUCAUAUAAUCCAACAACAGGGCGGCUUUCUGUGGAAAUUAUCAAAGGCAGUCAUUUUAGGAACCUUGCUGUCAACCGACCUCCGGAUACCUAUGGAAAGCUUUCUCUGUUGGACUCAGUUGGCCAUGAAAUGUCCCGUUGUAAAACAUCGGUGCGCAGAGGCCAGCCAAACCCUGUCUACAAAGAAACGUUCAUCUUCCAAGUGGCUCUCUUUCAGCUUACUGACUUCACGCUGAUGAUUUCCAUUUACAACCGGCGCAGCAUGAAAAGGAAGGAGAUGAUUGGAUGGCUUUCCCUGGGGAAAAACAGUAGUGGGGAAGAGGAGCAAAACCAUUGGCUGGAAAUGAAAGAAUCAAAGGGUCAGCAGGUCUGCCACUGGCACACAUUGCUAGAGUCUUAAAGGGCAGACUCAAAAGAAAAGAUAUGUUAUAAUGCUUCCACUUGUGUGACAAUGUUUUAAAAUGGAUGUUUUUUUUUUUUUGUUUCAUUUUUUUUUUUACAAACCCAUACCUUGAAUUACUCACCAUAACAAUGUAAACAUAAGCACUAUUCUUUCACUUUUUCUUAGACUCUUUUAGUACUGAAAUAUACUUUGCAUUCCUCCUAUCAAGGGUGAGGGUGCAAGUAUGUAGAAAAUAAAAUAGUAUACAUAUAUAUAUAUAUAAAUGCAUGUAAAGUACUUUGGGAGUAUGGGUGUACAAUUUUAGUGCACCUCAACUAUUUAAUGCAGUGACUUGAAAGGAAAAUAUCUGCCUACUUGUGACAAGAUAUCCAAGACUGUAGCCUGUGAGUGUUGCUUUAGGUUGUAUUACAUUUUGAUUUGACAUCUGUGCAGGCACAAGGGUAUUGCAAUUGUAUAUUUUCAGUAAAAGUCAGUUUUAACACAAUCCAUUGGAAGACCAGACAGAGAAAAUCUGCUAUCAGUUGUGUAGCCCAUUUACUUUGAGUUGAAUCACAUUCCAUUUGCACUGAAAUUUAUAUCCUUGAACCUGACAUCUAAAAGCACAUUGAUCAUAGGUCGAAUUUCAUGUGAGUUUUUAAAAACUCCCCAUAACGCCCAAUAAAUUAGAAAUUUAUUAAUAAAAUCAAAUGAAUUAAAUCGACCUGAAAACUCGAAUCUAAUUCGAUUCGAAUUUGAUCAAACUCAAUUCGAGUUUUUUUCUCCAGAAUGUCAGGAAGGCUGCACACAUCUCCAGAUUGAUCCCUGGACCUCUCCCAUUGACUUAAACAGCAAUUCGGCAGGUUUAAGGUGGCGGAUACUCAAAUUCUAGUUCUUAAAGGGCCAGAGUAUGAUAAAUCUUAUCAAAUCUGAAUUUUUUUAAAAACUCAAAUUGAAUUUAAAUAACUAAGUCGAAUUUAACAGUAUUGAUCAUAAAAAAAGUUCAACCCUUGAUAAAUCUGCCCCUAGUAUAAUAAUAUAACAUAAUAGCCAUUCUGUAUAGUGUCACACCAAUGUAUACAAGACUGAGAACUCACCCACCCAUGUACAAUUCUCUAUCUGGUUCGGCUCAUCAUUCCUGGUGCACGGAUAUCUAGGUAGGUAGGAUACACUUAUAGUGAACUCGCAGGUAAAACAGGCGCAUAAUAUAUUGCCAAAAGAAAAGCACAGUAAAUGGCAUUUUAGUCUUCUGAAAUAGGGCAAGAUGGGGCACAUCCUCCAUGAAUGUCCUCAGUUUCAGUAUUUGUAAAUUAUUUGGAAUGAAUUUGAUACUGAUUAAGAAUGAAUUAUAUAUUUUCAAAUGGCAUGGGAAGCAAUAAACAUUUUGCUGUA
Messenger RNA from Xenopus laevis (African clawed frog), 3612 nucleotides. RefSeq names its product synaptotagmin 16 L homeolog (gene syt16.L). The record is from RefSeq and is a predicted model, not a curated record. Lineage: Eukaryota; Metazoa; Chordata; Amphibia; Anura; Pipidae. Gene Ontology annotation, molecular function: phospholipid binding. The transcript has 8 exons. The coding region runs from base 412 to 2241 and encodes 609 amino acids.